Messenger RNA from Acipenser ruthenus (sterlet), 4758 nucleotides. RefSeq names its product cyclic AMP-dependent transcription factor ATF-6 alpha-like. The transcript has 16 exons. Gene Ontology annotation, molecular function: RNA polymerase II cis-regulatory region sequence-specific DNA binding; DNA-binding transcription factor activity, RNA polymerase II-specific. The coding region runs from base 147 to 2108 and encodes 653 amino acids. The record is from RefSeq and is a predicted model, not a curated record. Gene Ontology annotation, biological process: regulation of transcription by RNA polymerase II; endoplasmic reticulum unfolded protein response. NCBI's taxonomy places the organism in Eukaryota, Metazoa, Chordata, Actinopteri, Acipenseriformes, Acipenseridae. Gene Ontology annotation, cellular component: nucleus.
UAAACGGAUUUAAACAGACGUGUAUUUAACAUACACAGAAGUGGCAGGAAGUAAAGCGUGUUUCGAGAUCACUGUUUUUGCGAAGAAUUUCAAGCCUAAAGGAUCUAUCAGAUUGAUUUAUUUGUAACUAAUGUAUUCAAGAAAGAAUGGCGACAGAGUUAAUGUCAGAACUAGAAACUCACCUGAAUCAAAACAGUUCUACAAUGAAUGAUAUUUAUAUCGAUCAGGGUGGCGAGUGGGAUUAUAGCCUGUUUGAUGAGCUGGGAGAUUUGGGAGAUGCAGAAGAGCUGCUGCAGUCUUUGGCUCAUGAGUCAUAUGUAUAUAAUGAUGCAGGCUUUGAUUUUGAUAUUGAUUUAGUGCCCUGGGAUGAGACUAGCAGUAGCUGCACAGAUUGGGAGAUGGCAGCUGGCUCCCUCUCCCCCACCACGACAAUCAAUUCAGUCCCGUCUCCUUCCUCUGUGGACACCCUUUCACCAUGCAGUGUACCUGAAGAGUUCAGCAUCUCUUCUCAGUCUCAGCUGUCUCCUGUAUCUCUGUAUUCAGACACUAGCAGCUCUGAUCUGAAGGUAGAGAACAAAGCCUGGAGGAAGACUGCCACAGGAAAAUCCUCUUCAAAUCCACCAAAGCGCCCCUUUCAGUUGAAACCAAAGAUUUCUAUUCAGCCUAAGCCAAUAAUCACAGCAGUUCCCUUUGCUCAGAACAUUGGCACUAUUCCAGCUAAAACAAUACUAAUCCAGCCUCUUCAGACUGUGCUGCCCGUGUCCAAGCAGCAACCUGUUACCAUCCAACCAGCACUUCCUUGUGGGCGACCAGUGGUGCUGCAUCAGCCAACCCAAGUGGUGCAGCAGAUCCUUACUACGCGGCAGGUUGUAACCAUCGCUGAUGAGGUCAUCACUCUCCCCAAUCAUCCUGGGGACGGACUGACUACCACCGGAAACACUGCACUCCCUGCAGUCAUCCAGAGCCAGCACAUCUCUGUGGGACACUGCCAGACCGGAGCUACUGACGGAGAUAAUGUGUUGAGGAGGCAGCAGCGUAUUAUUAAAAACCGUGAAUCUGCUUCUCAAUCGAGAAAAAAGAAAAAGGAAUAUCUGCUCACCCUGGAGGCCAGGUUGAAGGUAGCUCUGUCUGAAAAUGAAAGACUGAAGAAUGAAAAUGGUUCCCUGAAAAAACGGCUAGAUGGGCUUUCAUCAGAGAACCAGAUCCUUAAGAUUACAGCACCAAAAAGAAGGUCUGUUUGUGUCCUGGUGGUCUUGGCAUUCAUAAUGCUGAACAGUGGCCCAUUGAGUUUAUUUCAUCAAGAUCCAAACACCAAGAUCACCAGCGCAGUACACAACGGCAGACAUCUGCUUGAAUUCUCGACUGAAAAUGAGAAUAACAUGGCACAGGAAGCACCUGAAAUUCUCAUUCCACAAACCCCUGACAGAUCUGACAGCUCAGCCUUGGAUCAGAAGGCCUUGAUGGUGGUGAAGGAGGAGCCUCUGUUGUAUUUUCCAUCUCCCUCAUGUCAGCCUCAUGUCAACAGGACCAAGUCUAUCAGGUUAGCUCAUGAGCUACGUGGCUGGGUUCAUAGGCAUGAAGUUGAAAGGACAAAAUCCAGAAGGAUGUCAAACAGUCAGCACAAAGCAAGAAGCAUGCAGAAAUCUCAGGAUAAAAAGGCUGAUGUUGCCCAGAUUGUGACGGUCCAGUACACUGAUACAACUGACAAGAGCUCAGGGAGUGAAUUACAGGUAUAUUAUGCCGCACACCGCAGUUACCAGGAUUUCUUUGAUGAGAUUCGUAGAAGAGGGGACACCUUUUAUGUCGUUUCAUUUCGGAGGGAUCAUCUCCUUUUGCCUGCUACAAGCCAUAACAAGGGAAGAAGACCGAAGAUGUCCCUAGUUCUGCCAGCUAACGUGAAUGAAAGUCUAAUAAAGAAUGAGGACUAUGAAGUCAUGAUGCAGAUAGACUGUGAGGUCAUGGACACCAGGAUUCUCCACAUCAAGACCUCCUCUAUCCCACCAAUCCUGCGCGAUCCACGGCAGAAUCGCACCAACUCCUUCUACCACUCGACUUCAGCCAGCAACCAGGCCACUCCUGUUGGAGUUAUCGCUGAAUCGAUGAAAUAAAAAUGAAAAACAGGCACACUGUCAACAAUUUAGUAGACUUAGAUGUUAUGUUUCCAUCUUCAUCUGUUUUGUCUGUGUUGAGAUAUUUAUUUGUGCUUGCCAGCUUUUCCGUUUGUAUUGCAGUUCAUUGAGAUGUCAUCAUUAUUGGCAUUAUUAUUAGUGUCAGUGUGUCAAGUGCCUUCGCUUGACAGUUUCCUGUGGUCUCCCAUCUUUGUUUUUUUUUUUAUUUUAGUUUCUGGUGCUGCAAUAAUUUACAUAACAGGGUUUCACCCCUAAUAUACAACAUAGUAGAAAAAGUAGAAAAGGCAACAACCCAACAUACUCACCUCUCCAUUCUUCAUCUCCAUAUCCCUCUGUCUUUACAAUCUCAAACACAUCUUGUUCUCUAUGUUAACUAUACCACUCCCUGGCUUUGUGUUCUGUGUCUUUAUUACCUGUCUUUGUGAAAUAGUUUCUACCUCAAUUCCUUUUCCUUUUUUGAGGCCAUUUUCCAUCUAGCACAUCUUUUAACCCACUAUUCCAAAACAGAAAAACUCAAAACCAGAUUGCAAGCAGGACAUCUAACUGGACUUUGGCAACAUGUCUGAGUGACGUAUAAAGACUGGAAGGACCUUCAAAGUGGGCAGUGUGCUGUCUGUGGAAAACAAGGACAUAAAAAAGAGACAAGAGAAUUUACAAGACAAGCCCUUGUAAUUAACUGUGAUAGAUGGAUAAGACCUGAAAAUUGUUAUUGAAUGUCACAAGUCCAUGUAUUGUGAGUAUCCUUUUAAAUAUAGCUGAAGAAAUUGUAGACACAGCAGUCAAUUUUGUGUUUCAGCAUCUACACGUGCAAGUACUAAAACCCUGAAUACAAACAUAGAGAGUAACUUAAUUUGAAAUAAGGUUGUGCCUGUGAGUUUUGUAUAAGACUUAAUCUGCCUGUGAAAAACAAAUGAUGCAGUUUUAUUAUUGCUGUGUUUUCCUAUAUUUCCAUUUUGCACUCAGUAUUGUGAAUGCAUGAAUAGAUUCAUAAAUAGUUAUACAUUCUGGUAGUAAACCUUUUUUCUUAAAUGAAUGUUUUAGCGGCUAUAUUUUUAAGUUAAAUAUCUGGCAAAAAAAAAUGUAUACAUAGUAUUGUAUUAAAUGUUUAUGUAAAAUAUAGUAAUGUCUGACUAUUUUAUAUAAGAUACAAAGUAUAAAUUUAUGCUUUCUGAAAAUUACAACCAAAAGCACUUUAAAAUGAGAAAUGAUUCAGCAGCAAAAGAAAAUAUAAGAAUCUAAAAUGUAUCUUCCAAGUUUGUUUUCUUCCCUGGUUGAGAACAGGCAGGGCACUACAUUAAAGCAAACUCAAUCUUUGAUGCUGUGAUCACAAACAUAUUAAGAUUGUAUCAAACGAUGCACUGACAAUGAAGAUUAGUGGUAAAAAAAAAAAAAUCUGACAUUGUACAGAUAUUGCUUUAGCGUUAGAGAAGUCCUUCGGUAGCUACUGAAAAAAAAUACAUUUCUCGUUUAAAAGUCUCUGGGGUGUGAAGAUAAUGUUAGCUGUUCUUUAUUUGGUAUGGAUGAUAACAUUUGUAUAGUAAUAACACCCGGUGGUCAGAUGUACAGUACAGAAAUGAUUGUGAUGUAGAUGAAUGGAUAGAUUAAAUAAGUUAUUAGCUAAUAAGUUAAACGCUAAAAAUACAUUACGCCAAAACGUGAAAUACAUUAUGUUUCUAAAAAUUAAUUCUAAAUCCUCCUCCUGUGUGGUUAGUUGCUUUCAUCACUACUAUUCCUCCUACUUGAGGUCCCCUUGAUGGCAGUUUUGUAGUCAGUUAGACUAAUUCAUUUAACAGGUUAAUGCAGAACAUACAAGAGAAGAUGUAGUUGUGUGUGUAUUAAAUGAAUUGGAGCCAAUGUCAAUUCGGCAACUCAUUCAAACUUAUGAAUGGUAAAAAAAAACCAAAACAAAACAGUUUGUGUCCAAGUUUAAAUGUAGUCAGGUUUUAGCCAACAUCACCCAAUUAAACUCUUACCAUAAAAUGCUUCCCAAAAACAUGUAUAUGUAAUAUACUGCAUAUACAAUGUAAUAAAUGUUUAUAUAACAAAGGAUACUAUUAUAGCUUGUAAAACAUGAAUAUUUUGGGGGUUACAUUUUGCAGUACUGAAAGUGUAUAAUGCAUUUUUAAAACAGUAUGUUACAGCUGGCAUGUGGAGGUUCAUCUUGAGCAGGUUCUACUGCCUCUUGUCUCUUUCUAAAGGGCGUCUAGUUUUCCUUGCUGUGGGAUGUAUGGACAUGAAUACUGCAUGGAUGACAAAUCCCUUUGUUUUUGUAAUGAUGGAAAAGCACAUUAAUAAAGAAAAACAUGAAAUAACAGGUUUGAGCUAUGAAUUUUAUUUUUCUGGAAAUUCUGUGUGAAUGGGUAAGGGGAAUGCAUGUUAUAUUUCUUUAUCUGGGCCAUAUUCAUAAAGCAUUUAUCAUUGUGCUAUGUAUGUAUCUUAAAAAAACAAAACAAAAACAAAAACCUUUGUGUAAACCACUGCUGAUGUUAGAGAACCAGAAAGACAAAACUAAGGUGCAUGUAAGUGCUGUUAAAUUAACAAAAUUGUUUUCUUUUUAGAUUUACAUUAUGAAUACAGCCCUGGAAGUGCUACUGUUUAAAAAAAAAAAAAAAAAAAAAAAAAUACUAAA